Cyprinodon tularosa is the source of this 611-nucleotide messenger RNA. RefSeq names its product carboxyl-terminal PDZ ligand of neuronal nitric oxide synthase protein-like. The transcript is spliced from 4 exons. The record is from RefSeq and is a predicted model, not a curated record. Gene Ontology annotation, molecular function: nitric-oxide synthase binding. NCBI's taxonomy places the organism in Eukaryota, Metazoa, Chordata, Actinopteri, Cyprinodontiformes, Cyprinodontidae. The annotation marks the transcript as partial.
CGCUGCGUCUCCGUCGUGCGUCAGAGCAGACCGGACCAAACGGGUCAAUAAGUGCACCAACCGAACCAAGCAUUAAUGCAUUAAUUGAGCUCCACAACCAAUGAAACGCUCUCGACCUGCGCGCCUCUAGCCGCGCAUGACCCCCACCCCACGGAGUGACGCGUCUUGCAGCUGAGAGGUGGCCGCGGUGGCGGUGGAGCUCGGCGGGGAGGAGAGCCGGAGGAGAUGCGCAGAUCUGCAGGUCUCUAGCGCGGUCGUAAAACAAGCGCGAGACCCGGAGCCAUGCCCGGUGUGACCAAGUACAAUUUAGUGGAUGACGCUCUCGAUCUGAGGGUCCCCAUGCACAACGAGGAGGUCUUUAAUCAUGGGGUCUGUUUCGAGGCAAAGUAUAUAGGCAGCUUGGAGGUGGGUCGCCCAGGCAGCCGCAUGGAGAUAGUCGCAGCAAUGAGGAGAAUCAGAUAUGAGUUCAAGCUGAAGAACAUAAAGAAAAAGAAGGUCAACAUCCUUGUAUCCACUGACUAUGUCAAAGUGAUCCUGCGGAAAAAGAAGAAGAGAAAGGGCUGGUCAUGGGACGAGAGCUCCAUGUUGCUGACACAGGACCCCAUAUACAG